Messenger RNA from Pangasianodon hypophthalmus (striped catfish), 4779 nucleotides. RefSeq names its product poly(A) specific ribonuclease subunit PAN3 (gene pan3). Gene Ontology annotation, molecular function: metal ion binding; poly(A) binding; protein kinase activity. The coding region runs from base 237 to 2741 and encodes 834 amino acids. Lineage: Eukaryota; Metazoa; Chordata; Actinopteri; Siluriformes; Pangasiidae. The record is from RefSeq and is a predicted model, not a curated record. The transcript has 17 exons. Gene Ontology annotation, biological process: mRNA processing; nuclear-transcribed mRNA poly(A) tail shortening; protein phosphorylation. Gene Ontology annotation, cellular component: P-body; PAN complex.
CUGAACAACAGCGCCGAGCUGCUUUCUUUCUUUUACUUUUUUCUUUUUCUUUUUUUUUUUAAAUUUAAACGUGCACUGCGAUCAUUUCUGAAGCGCGAUGGCCGUCUGACGGUUCGGUCUGGAUGAUACGGUUGAUUUUUGUUGCCGUUUUUUCAUGCGUUUGGCUGGGAUUAAAGUGUUUUAGGUCUCCCUAUGUUUGAGCGUCUUCCGGCGGCGGUGGCGGCAUCAGCGGUGCCAUGAAUAGUGGACUCCCGGUCUCGGCUGCUCCGCUCGGCGGUGUCGGAAUACCGGGCGUCAAGGUGAAAUUCUGCCGCUAUUACGCGAAAGACAAGACUUGCUUUUAUGGCGACGAUUGCCAGUUCUUGCAUGAGGAUCCGUCCGCGGCGAGUGCUGUGCACGGCGGAGGAGGAGGAGGCAGCGGCAGCCCGGUGACUUUAGCCCUCGCCGGCGGGGCAGUGAGCACCGCGGCGGCUGUAGCAGGGUACCCGCUCGCUGGGAACGCAGUAGCGGCGUGUCCGAGCGGAGGUCCGGCGGGUGUCGCCAAAAAGAGUGAUGCUCUCGGGCCUGCAGGAGCGGCUCUGGACGGCCAGUUGUUGAGCAUAGCUGGGAUGGACGGUGGGGCGCUCAGUGAUGCCAAUCUGACCAACUCCUAUUUCAGCAGCAGCUUUAUUGGAGUCAAUGGGUUUGGAAGCCCAGCAGAGUCCAAAUACUCAAUGAUGCAGAGGAUGACCAGCAGCAGCAGCUCCCCGAGUCUCCUUAAUGACGGUGCCAAGAAUUUCAGCCACAGCGCUCAUGGUGAGCCACAAUCUGCUGUUAGCUGUUGGACUGUAUCACAGUUUACUGGCUUUGAAACGUCUCUUACUGCGCGCUUUCUUUUUGCAGAUCCUGUAAGUUCCCCCACUUCCUCCCUGUUUAGCGACUUUGGUGCUUUGAGCAUAACACAGAGGAGAAAGGCUCCCAAUCCCGCUGCCACAGAGUUCAUCCCUAAAGGAGCACCACGCAUGUCCACGAUGUCUCAGGCAGCUGUACCGACAUUUCCCUCGCCGCUAUUCCCCCAUCCCAGUCUGAGCGGCUCAGCCGCAGCGGGACUCGCGCCAGGUAUGUCUUUGUCUGCUGGGUCGUCUCCUCUCCACUCGCCCAAAAUCACUCCCCACACCUCACCCGCCCCCCGGCGCCGUAGCCACACCCCAAACCCCAACCCAGCCAAUUACAUGGUGCCCACCACGGCGUCAGAGCAAGGAGGCGGUGCCCACAUCAUCCAGAAGGAGACUGUAGGAGGAACCACCUACUUUUACACUGAUAACACCCCUGCUCCCAUGACUGGAAUGGUGUUUCCAACGUACCAUAUCUACCCACAAACAGCACCUCAUGUGGCGUACAUGCAGCCCAAAGCCAACGCUCCGUCCUUCUUUAUGGCUGACGAGCUCAGACAGGAGUUGAUUAACAGGCAUUUGAUAACGAUGGCCCAAAUCGAUCAGUCUGAGAACCCAGGAGUCCCGUCUGAGGUGGACAGCUACCAUAGCCUGUUUCCCCUGGAGCCUCUUCUGCCCCCCAACCGCCUCCAGAAAACCAGCAACUUCAGUUACAUUACUUCCUGUUACAAGGCGGUCAACAGCAAAGAUGACCUGCCUUACUGUCUCAGGAGGAUACAUGGCUUCAGGCUGGUGAACACCAAGUGCAUGAUGCUGGUCGACAUGUGGAAGAAGAUCCAGCACUCCAAUGCUGUCACUCUCCGAGAAGUCUUUACCACCAAGGCUUUUGGAGAUCACUCGUUGGUGUUCUCUUAUGACUUCCAUGCCGGGGCUGAGACCAUGUACAGCAGGCACUUCAACGACCCAACGGCUGACUCUUAUUUCACCAAGAGGAAGUGGGGUCCACACGAGCCUCCUCCUCCUCGGCAGCAUGCCGGUCUGCUGCCUGAGUCUCUGAUCUGGGCCUACAUCGUGCAGCUGAGCUCGGCCCUGCGCACCAUCCACACUGCCGGCCUGGCCUGCAGGGUCAUGGACCCCAGCAAGAUCCUCAUCACUGGAAAGACUCGGUUACGGGUGAACUGUGUAGGCGUGUUUGAUGUCUUAACAUUUGACAAUAGUCAGACCAACCACUUGGCCCUCAUGCCCCAGUACCAGCAAGCAGAUCUGAUCUCUCUGGGGAAGGUGGUAUUGGCGCUGGCCUGCAACUCUCUGGCUGGCAUUCAGAGAGAGAACUUGCAGAAAGCCAUGGAGCUCGUGUCUAUCAACUACUCAUCCGACCUCAAGAACCUCAUCCUGUACCUGCUUACGGAGCAGAGUCGCCUGCGUAGCGUCAAUGACAUCAUGCCCAUGAUCGGAGCCAGAUUUUACACUCAGCUGGACGCUUCACAGAUGAGGAAUGACGUCAUUGAGGAAGAUCUGGCCAAGGAGGUGCAGAACGGCCGCUUGUUCCGCCUUCUGGCCAAACUGGGAACCAUCAAUGAGAGACCAGAAUUCCAGAAGGAUCCGACGUGGUCUGAGACAGGAGAUCGCUACCUGCUGAAGCUCUUCAGAGAUCACCUGUUCCACCAGGUGACUGAAGCAGGCACGCCUUGGGUCGACCUGAGCCACAUUGUGUCGUGUCUUAAUAAACUGGAUGCCGGCGUGCCCGAGAAGAUCAGCCUGGUGUCUCGGGAUGAGAAGAGCGUGCUGGUGGUGACCUACUCAGACCUAAAGCGCUGCUUUGACAGCACCUUCCAGGAACUGCUGGCUGCCGCCAACGGCUCACUGUAGCGCCCCUCACAGGCAUGGGGUGGGACUGCCUGAAUCGGAGCACAUUGCACUACAGUGAACGAAGACGGGCACAGCUCGAACGAUCUUAACGGCCAGAACGGUGCCAGCUGGUUGCUCACCUCCAGUCAGAUACACUGUCCUAAAAGGAAGUUGUACUUUUUUUUCCUAAAGUGUAUUUUUUUAGUUUUCCUAAACUCACAGCUUCUGAAUUCUGAACCUGUUGACAGCUGUGAUGAAUUUUUUUAGACACGGGGAACAACAACAACAUUAUUGUCGAUAAGAAACAUUAAGGACAAUUUCCUGCUUUUAUUUUUCUUGGUUUUUAUUUUUUUCCAUUGGAGGAUGCACUAAGAAUUUUAAGUUUUUCCUUUUUUUAAAAAAUAAAAAUAAAAAAAUCAUGUGGGUGGUGUCCACAGGGUGACACAAGAAAAGGAUGAGGACUAGGUUUCCGGGGAAAAAAGCGAUCUCUUCUUUAGGCACUGCGAGUCGGGACAGACCACUUGCCACGUGUGCAGAACCCAGACCACUUUCUGCCUCCGCUGUCAUUUAGAUAGGACAAACCAUUGUGCUUAUAAGAGAGGGGAGGGGGCGGCCAAAUCGCUAAGAAGACUGACCACUGUUUGAACAUGAGGCAUGUGGUGUGAUAUGGUAUGCUCCCGUUGUCCUGCACCCCCCCGCCAGCUGGUGAGACUUUCCAGAGUCACAUGUGAUUGCAAAGAGAAGGUUGCUUCAUUACUGCCUGGGUUCUCACUCUGUCCAUGUAACUUUGGUGGCACUGACAAAGGGGUGCUUUCUCCUGUUGCUGUGUAAGACUUUAUUAGACUUAUGCAACCUCCAUUAAAUUUUUUCUUUUUUUUUUUUUCUUUUUUAAAUUUUCAUGGAUGCUUUUUGCAAUGUGAUAUGAAUCAACAAUUGUGUGAAUGGAUUUUUCUUUUGUUUCGUUUGUUUGUUGUCUUUUUCAAUCAGGCUUUUUAGGUCUGGAAAGGAACCAAAGAACUGGACCACAUUUAGGAAGGGAACCAGUUCUGCCUCUGUGGAAUCUCCUCUCCCUCUGCUCCCUUUUUGUGGAGCAAUCAUUUAGAUUACGCUCACAUUUUCACUCUUCCCCACUCUCCAAGCUGGUUGUUGUAUUUUGGACUGAAUCAAUAGCUCUUAUGUGGUGGUUCUUUUCUUUUACACACCCAGCUCUUGCGCAGUGAUACAUGAUGAGAUGUUUGAACUCUCACUCUGACCAAUCCCACUAAAACUUCUGGGAAGGAUGGUGGAAAGGGUAGGGCCAGUUUGAGGGUUGUGUUUGAAUUUUUUUUUUUUAACACCACAUUUCUCACCUGAAGAUCAUGUGAUGGUAACAUGCUGGGAAAACGGAACAGCCGUUGAUAAAACAGCAGGUAACAGAGGGGGAGUGUUUGGGGGGUUGGGGUGGGGGGUAGAGUUGGUUGUUUUUGCACUUGGAGCAGUUUUGGCAUUCUCUCAGGACGACUCGACCCGAAUUAAGCCAAUGAUUGAAUGUGUUUUGACCCGUCAUUGGUGACCCUUUCCAAUCAUGAGUCGAGCUACAGUGGAAAAGGUGCGACGUGAGCAGGUCUGGCUGAGCCACACUGAACAUGGAGGGCAUAGGAUGGAGCAUGCUAUACUGAGCUGAUGUGAGGAUGCUGUGUAUCGAAUUGUACUUUUGUGUUUUUCUUUUUGUGAUAGUCAAAACAGCAGUGAAUCUGGUGCCAAGCCUCUCCUUUUUUUUUUUUUUUUUUUUCCCUCCUCCCCUCCCCAGAAAUACACACUUGAGUCCUUCCAGCGUAUCCAGCCAACACGCAGCUAAUUCUCAUAUCAUAUCAUGAAUAUCAUGACCCUAUUCCCCAAGGAUCACACUCCAGUAAAAAUGUGUGCUAACCCUUACACACACACACACAAACACACACACACACAAACACUCACACAAUAUCUUAGUACUUUUAAUGCCCUACUUGUGUUUCAUUGUCUCACAUUUUGCAAUAUUUGUGUGUACAACAGUAUUUUAAUAAAGAAUACAAAACUUUACAAA